This is a messenger RNA of Colletotrichum costaricense, 894 nucleotides long. RefSeq names its product short chain dehydrogenase. Lineage: Eukaryota; Fungi; Ascomycota; Sordariomycetes; Glomerellales; Glomerellaceae. Gene Ontology annotation, molecular function: oxidoreductase activity. The transcript is spliced from 5 exons. The record is from RefSeq and is a predicted model, not a curated record. The coding region runs from base 1 to 894 and encodes 297 amino acids.
AUGGCUUCACUCGACAUUACGCGACUCUUUUCGGUCAAGGGCUAUGUGGCCGUGGUGACUGGAGGCAGUAGCGGACUGGGCCUAAUGAUAGCAAAGGGCCUCGUCACGAAUGGUGCCAAGGUGUACGUGGCUGCUUUACCAACUGACGUCAUUGAUGAAGCUGUCAAAGAGCUCAACGAGUUGGGCAAGUCUUCUGAGGGGAAUGCAAUAGGUGUGCCAUGCGACCUGUCGUCGCAUGAUGAAGUAACAAAGCUGGUAAAAUAUGUUCAACAACGCGAACACAGCCUUGACUUAUUAGUGUCAAACGCUGGUAUUCGACGGGAUCCGCUGGAUCUUUGCGACCUGGAGACUGAUAAUGUCCUCGAAUUGCAAGCUUCAAUGCAGUCUUCGAGGCCGUCUGACUGGAAAGACACAUUUUCCAUCAACGUGACAUCACACUAUUACCUGGCUGUCGCAUUCCUUCCCCUGCUGCAUGCUGCCGCUUCCCAUAAUGAUGACGACGGUCCCGGUAGUCGUCAAGGACGUGGCGCCAUGAUCAUGACGAGCUCAUGUGCUAGUAUGCACAACGUUACCAAUAUUGACCUGACGAGCUACGCUGCAAGCAAAGCCGCUACGGAUCACCUAGUGAAGCUUCUGGCCGCCAAGUUCAGAAAUUUCUACGUUCGAGUUGUGGGGUUGAAUCCUGGCUUCUUUCCAAGUCGUAUGAAUCCUGUUGGAGAGGAAGGCAAUGUGUUUAGUUCCUUGUUCAACAAGGUUCCUGCCAAAAGAGCUGGUCAAGAGGAAGACAUCGCCGGCGCGGUGAUUUAUCUUGCUAGCAAAGCUGGGUCUUACGUUGACGGCAUCAACUUAUGCAUUGAUGGUGGCCGCAUUCUUGUGGCAAAUGGGCAGGAAUGA